AUGGCAACACCACAAUUCCCCACUCGGCCAUUUCCAGCAGGAGCUCUAGACGCAUUAUCUGAAGAACAAAGGGAAGAGAUAAACGAAGCUUUCUCCCUCUUCGACCUCGACAAAGACAACCACAUCGACUACCACGAACUCAAAGUCGCGCUAAAGGCUCUAGGUUUCGACCUUCCAAAAUCAGAAAUCUUGACGCUACUCCAAACCCACGGGAUUCCUGCCUCUUCUACCUCUGCCCACCCUGCGCCUGCCACAACCAAACCCACCUUUUCAGGUCCUUCAAGACUGGUCCUUCCUCAUUCCGCAUUUGUCGCUAUUGCCGCUUCCAGGAUCUUGGCUCGCGACCCUAGGGAUGAGAUUUUAAGGGCGUUUGAACUUUUUGAUGCAGAGGGAAAGGGAAACAUCAAUUUGGCGGAUUUGAGAAGGGUGGCUAGGGAGUUGGGAGAAGGAUUGCAGGAGGAAGAGUUGGUGGCUAUGAUUGAAGAGUUUGAUCUUGAUGGUGAUGGUGCCAUUAGUAGGGAUGAGUUUGUGGGGAUUUGCUUGGGAUGA
Messenger RNA from Aureobasidium melanogenum CBS 110374, 549 nucleotides. RefSeq names its product EF-hand. Gene Ontology annotation, cellular component: mitotic spindle pole body; half bridge of spindle pole body. Gene Ontology annotation, biological process: spindle pole body duplication. The record is from RefSeq and is a predicted model, not a curated record. Gene Ontology annotation, molecular function: calcium ion binding; microtubule binding. NCBI's taxonomy places the organism in Eukaryota, Fungi, Ascomycota, Dothideomycetes, Dothideales, Saccotheciaceae. Bases 1 to 549 code for a protein of 182 amino acids. The transcript is spliced from 3 exons.